This is a messenger RNA of Pecten maximus, 1665 nucleotides long. RefSeq lists its product as uncharacterized. The transcript is spliced from 8 exons. NCBI's taxonomy places the organism in Eukaryota, Metazoa, Mollusca, Bivalvia, Pectinida, Pectinidae. Bases 1 to 1665 code for a protein of 554 amino acids. Gene Ontology annotation, molecular function: G protein-coupled receptor activity. Gene Ontology annotation, biological process: G protein-coupled receptor signaling pathway. The record is from RefSeq and is a predicted model, not a curated record. Gene Ontology annotation, cellular component: membrane.
AUGCCCUACCUGCAGGGCCCGCAAAUUGAAGAAGAUAAUGCCAAGUCAAAGGAGAGACAAAAGAGGUAUAGAGAAAGAUUAAAAGGCAGAGGAAUGCAACCUAAGAAAGUGGACAAAGGUUCAAAAGUCCUUACUCUUGAUCAAUUAAUGCAUGUUGAGAAUUGGCCCCUUGUCCAUUUCUUUACGGAGAAAAAGGGGAAAGGAAAACUAUGGGUGCAGAACACUAUAUUAAACAAUGUUCUGCCAUCUGAUGUCGAAAAAAUCCUUUCAGCACCUUCACUGGAGAUGGUUGGGUCAAGGUUCUAUUAUAAAUUUGAAGAAGAACAGUACUCUUUUCUUGUACCAUUCUUGACCAAAAACAUGUUUAUUACUUAUUUUUAUAUUAUACUUCACGAUGAUUUAUCCGAUCUGUACUUACCUAUGUGCUACGUCAAUAUCGGCGUUUUCUAUUUCAAUGUCCAGGUCCGAUUUGAGGAAACCGUGGAUCUUUCGGCACGUCUUUUCUAUAUCUUCAUCUUGAAAAACCGAAACCCACCAGAUGGUGGGGCUAUUCAAAUCGUCUUGCGUCCGUCCGACAAUUCUUGUUAUAGCUAUUUCUCAGAAGGAAACGGUGGACCAAUCGAAAAAGAGGAAAAUAGACGAAACCCAGACGAGACCAAGUUACACAAGACAGAAGCACGGGAAAAACACAGACCUCGCACAGGACACGUGUACAGAAACAAACAACAAGCCAAAUACGUCACAGGACUACUGAGGCGCUGGACGGGUGAGUUGACUGGGGUGGACAUCAAAGACCACGCGGCGUGGUUAUGCAAGCUAACAGUGACGGUGAGUUACCUUUUUAGUGAUUUUUCGGUAUGGCUAAUUGUGGCAGUUACAGUGGAGCGUUAUAUUGCCGUAUGCCAUCCCCUUCAGGCUACUGUCCUGUGUAGCGUCCAAAAGGCUCGGAGAGUCAGUGUUGUCAUGUUUCUCACCAUUCUUGCCAUUAAUGUCCACUUUAUGUGGACCGUGGAUCUGUCCAUAACCAAAACCAACGGCUCGGACAUUGCUACGUGCGAGGCAAAUGAGCGGUACACAUACGCCCUAACGGAAGUUUGGCCCUGGGUGGAUGCCGCUAUCUACUCAUUUGUACCAUGUUUUAUACUGGCCAUUCUCAACUUCCUCAUCAUCAGGCAGGUACUAUUGGCACGACGAUUCCGGUGUCAGCUACAAAAUUGUAAAUCAGGAAGGAAUAAUCAAUUACAGAAAAAGUUACCUACAGAGGGUAGUAUCAAAUUAACGCUGAUGUUAUUGGCUGUAUCGUUCACAUUCAUGGUAACGACUUUACCAAACAACGUAUCUCUGAUAGUGACCGCUUUAAUGGAUAAUCAGUUAAACACACUACAACAGAUAGCCCGAUUCGCUCUCGCUAAAACUAUCACAGAACUGCUGAUGUACACAAAUCAUUCAAUAAAUUUUUUUCUUUAUUGUGCCACAGGGAAAAAAUUCAGAAGAAACAUCGAAAAACUAAUAUGUAAAGUGAAGGAAUACCGGCGGUCGUUUGACCACAACAGUAGUCCGAACAGCAUGUUGAUGUCCCGUGUGAGUUUCAGUGGUAACCCGCGUAUGAACCUCCUUAACUCAAACACCCACGGGGUAGGUAGUCGCAAGGCGACAGAACUGUAA